Messenger RNA from Armigeres subalbatus, 2631 nucleotides. RefSeq names its product zinc finger protein 699-like. The coding region runs from base 90 to 2468 and encodes 792 amino acids. The transcript has 5 exons. Gene Ontology annotation, biological process: regulation of transcription by RNA polymerase II. Gene Ontology annotation, molecular function: zinc ion binding; DNA-binding transcription factor activity, RNA polymerase II-specific; RNA polymerase II transcription regulatory region sequence-specific DNA binding. The record is from RefSeq and is a predicted model, not a curated record. Lineage: Eukaryota; Metazoa; Arthropoda; Insecta; Diptera; Culicidae. Gene Ontology annotation, cellular component: nucleus.
UUGUUUUGAUGCAUCAGUCGCGGUAAAUUGCUUCUCGUUUGUAUGUCCAUUCAACCAAAGUUUCAUAGAUUUUUAAAUUUAAGCUAACAAUGGUGAGAUGUGCACUGAUAUCAUGUGGCAUUACGUUACAUGCAAUCAAAUCGCUACCAAUAACAUUGCAUAAAUUUCCAAGAAAUCCUACGGUAAGGAACCAGUGGGUAGCAUUCACCGAACGAACGGAUUUAGUCGAUCCGGAUUCAGCUUACCUGUGCUCACAACAUUUCGAUAAACAUGAUUACGAGAAUGUUUACAUGAAGGGGCAGCGUCGGCUUUGCAAGACAGCCGUCCCAUCUAUACGAGAUGCGAAAUCGGCGAAGAAAGCUGAUAAGGAAGCUAUUCAAGAGAGAUCAAAGAUCAUAGAGGAAUUGCUAAGAAACCAUGACAAAUUACCUGCAGUGGUUAAAAAAACAACUCCGAUGUUUAUCAAAAGAGAGGCGAUAGAUAUCCCGGCAUCACCACCAGCAGAGAGUUCGGACCAACAAGACGAGAUUUAUAUUAGUGAUGGGGACACUCAAUCCGAGGGAUUUGUUCUUCCUGUUCAAUGCGAAUACGUUAUUCAACCCGAAGCAACCACCCCGAAACCAGUUAGCCCAACGAUUAACCGCUGUGUGGUGCCAAACUGCAAAAAUUUUCUCCAGGAAUGGUUUGCUCCAUUUCCCAACGAUUUAGGUUUGAUAGGCCUCUGGCGGCAAUGCAUUGAAGUUGGUUCCGGGCUUCUGCUGGACAGUAUGUCAAAACUUCGCCAAAAUGGGACCGUACCCGUAGUGUGCAGUAUGCAUUUCCUAGGGUACAACCAGGCCGAUCCACCUUGCUAUCGACAACCUACGUUGUACUUCAGGGAAGACAUUGUUGUGGAAGUUGAUCGGUGUUGCUUGUGCAGUCGCAUGCAUUUAAAGGAGAACAUGAUAGAAAAGGAUGCCACCUUUAACAAGAAAUUUACUAUUGAACAACUGGUAACGUCCUACUUCGGUCCUACGUAUUUCGAUGAAAAGGCAACUGAAGAAUACCUUUGCGAGGAGUGUGUUGCAAAGCUGGAUAUGAUGUACAGGUUUCAACUGCAAACAGUAAACGCGAGAGAACGAAGUGGUGUCUUGCGUUACCGAAUGUCCCGUGAGAAAAUUGUUUUUCAACAAAAUCGAUUUGACCAAGGCCUUUUAGUUACACAGCAAUCGGUAGAGUCCAUUGUUGUAGAUAAUUCGGCUGUGUACGAUGUUGAAGUUUAUUCACUAAGUGAUAGCGAAGAAGAACCGGUGAUAAAUCGUUCGGUUGUCGAGCCUAAGGGAACAAAAGAAAAAUCACAUGAUCCCAAGUUGGAAAACAAGGAAAAAUUGCAAAAGUCUCGCCUCACUUGUUAUCUUUGUAAAACUUGCUACGAAAAUACUGCGAUGCUGCUUAGCCACUUGAUGAUGGUUCACGUUGACGACGAAUUCAACUGCCAGGAAUGCAACGUAACGUUCAAUGACUCGACGAGUUUCAACGUGCAUUUAGCGCGCCAUGACCCGGACUGUCGACCAUUCAAGUGCGAUUAUUGUCCACUGAGGUUCGCUCAUAGAUCCGGAAAAAGGAAACACCAGUCAGACGCCCAUACUGCUACCCAAAAUAAAAAAAGUAUCAUACGCAAUCAGAAGCUCGUUUGCAGUGCAUGUGGUAAGGUAUUCCGGGACAAAACUGCUAUGGACCGUCAUGAUUUGUUCCACCACAAAGGGCAACCGGUAACUCAGUGCGACAUAUGCAAGGGUUCAUUUGCAUCCCGGCGCAAUCUUAAAAGGCACAUAAUGAUAGUGCACCGCGGGGACAGACCGUAUCAGUGCAAGUUUUGCCGAAUCUGUUACAAAACGUCUCAACUGUUGCUGGACCAUGUCAACGAGAACCAUCGAGCGGAUCUGAUGAAAAACGGAAACCAUGAUGCAGAUGUACCACCACCCAGUUACAGCUGCGAAUUGUGCAAUGAAGCCUUCGUAUCGCGACGAUUGUUGGUCAGGCAUAACAGGAAACAUUCUGGCAAAAAGACUGUUUAUCGUAAAGUUGCUCGCGUAGAAGGCCUAGUUCGUCGCAAUGGUGGUGGGUCCAACUAUCAAAAUGUUUGUAAACUUUGCGAAGCAGCAUUUCCCAAAGGAGCGGAAAUUAUUGAACAUUUUAAAACCAGCCAUCCUGAGAAAGAGCUAGAGUACCAUCCCUGUAGUGUAUGCGGCAAUAUUUUCUUCAACAGAAAACAACUCCUGGUUCAUUGUAACGCGCAUACGGAUAAAUUUGCUUGCAGUCUAUGUGAAAAGCGACACGGCUCUACACUCGGUCUUCAGAGGCACAAGUCUAUCAAACAUGGGAUACCACUGGCAGAGGAAUUCGUUCGUGAGUGCCCGCACUGCAAUAAAAAAUGUCUCAAAGGGAUGUACUAUUCACGACAUUUGAAAUCACAUCUUACUAACUGAAUGGAUUAUAGCCGAGCAUACACGCACAUGGAACCACAAGAAAAAGCACGGUUAUCACUUAAAUUUGUUUUUAUCCAAGCAUGUUUUACACAUGGAUAUUAUUUCAAUAGUGUUUCGUAUGUGGUGCUCUUAAGUUUUUCCCAAAUAAAUACAUACUUUGUAA